CGCAAUCCUCCUGCUGAGGGGAACGCCGAGGCGCUUCUUUUGAGGGCUGCUGGCUCCUCUCUCAGAGGAGCCAAAAUGGCGGCUCCAGAGUAGUCCUGCGAGGAAGGGAGCCCUGAAUUGAGCCCAGAGCUUCCCCGAAAGGCGGAGGAGCCCCGGAAAGAGACUCCGAGGCGGCUGUGGCAGCAGGUUUUGGUCUCUGUUGAGGAAGAGUUCGACAGAUGGCUUCCAUAUAUCGGCUCUUCCUUGAGGAGAUCUCAGCUUGGUACUACUGAAGGUGCUUUGCGGAGAUGAAAAAUACAGCUUGGCCACAAGACACAGCUGCAAAGGUCCUCAGGAAUUGCCCAAUGGUGUCUCCUGAUCUUCAUGGGGCCUGGCACACAAGGACAGCUUGACAGUUCCUUCUUUUCCACUUGCUUUGGCAGCUAAGCAUUUUGGCAAGAGGGCAGUUCUGGUGGUGCUGUGGGGCGUCUGGCAGGGGCAGCUGUGCUAUGAAUUGGUGUUUAUGGAUUGUUUACCUUGCCCUGGUCUGCAGCAGCUUCAUUGAAGGUGACAGUGAAAAAAAACCUCGUACUGUGAUUGGUCGGAAAGGAGAGAGCACCAUUUUGGACUGCAAUUUACUGAAGUCAAAUGAGGCGAGUCCCCCUCUGUACGUUAUCGAGUGGGUGCGCUUUGGUUUUCUUCUCCCCAUCUUCAUCAAAUUUGGCCUCUAUUCCCCCCGUGUGGAUCCAAAGUAUGUAGGUCGUGUGCGGAUCCAUGAAGGUGCCUCUCUCCGGAUUGAGCAGCUGCGGGCAGAAGAUCAGGGCUGGUACGAGUGUCGAGUUCUCUUUCUGGACCGUCCCAACAGUGAUGAUGAGUUCCAGAAUGGCACCUGGAUCCACCUCACCAUCAAUUCUCCACCAGCUUUCCAGGAAAUCCCACCUGCUUCCGUGGAAGUACAAGACCAAAAUCCUCUUACUCUCUCAUGCUCAGCAGCAGGGAACCCCCAGCCAGUGAUCACUUGGAAGAGAGACAACCAAGCCAUUGAAAGUGGAGAUAAGGUGCAGGUGAACAAUGGGACUCUUGUCUUCACCAGUGUGGAGCGGGCUGCUGCCGGGACAUAUACUUGUCAUGCUACCAGCGAGGAGGGCACCAUCACCCAUACAACCCAUCUACUGGUCCAAGGGCCACCAGUAAUUGUGGUUCCUCCACAGAACAUCACAGUCAACCUCACACAAGAUGCCUUCAUGUCAUGUAAAGCUGAGGCAUAUCCUGCCAAUCUUACUUAUAGCUGGUUCCAGGGAAAAACCAAUGUUUUCCACCUUAGCCACCUCCAGUCGCGAAUUCGCAUUUUGGUGGAUGGGAGUCUCUUAGUUCAGAAAACAAUUCCGGAGGAUUCAGGGCAAUAUACUUGCAUCCCCAGCAAUGGACUAAGAAGGUCACCUUCUGCCUCUGCCUUUCUCACAGUUCUAUUUCCAGCACAAGCGACUAGCAUGCCCUCUGAGAUCCUACUGCCAAUAGGAAUGCAAGGCAUAAUCAGAUGCCCCAGCAGAGCCAACCCUCCCCUGCUCUUUGUCAACUGGACCAAAGAUGGACAGCCACUGGACUUAGGCAAGUUUCCAGGCUGGUCAAUGAAACAUGAUGGUGCCAUUUUGAUUGCCACAAGCAAUGAUGAUGCCCUUGGUGUGUACACUUGCACUCCAUACAACAGCUAUGGUACAGCUGGCUCUUCUACACCCACUCGUGUCCUCUUGAAGGAGCCUCCUACAUUCAUCCUGUGCCCCAAGGAAGAAUAUUUCCAGGAGGUGGGGCGGGAGCUGCUCAUUCCGUGUGCUGCCCAAGGUGACCCCAUACCCAUCAUCUCCUGGACAAAGAUGGGCAGCAAGAGCCUGGCCAAUGCCUGGGUGGAUAAGAAUAACAGCUUGGUCUUACGGCCACUGACAAAGGAGCAGCAUGGCUUAUGGGAGUGUGUUGCCAAUAAUGGUGUGGCCCAGGUCAGAGCGACAACCACUGUCUACGUAUUGGGUACCAGUCCUCACACUGUGGCCAACGUCUCACUGCUGCCACUCAAGCAGGCAGUCAACAUUACCUGGGAUCCAGGUUUCGAUGGCGGCUACUUUCAGAGAUUUAGCAUCUGGUACACACCACUGUUGAAACACCUCAGUCGCCCUCACCAUGACUGGGUCUCAGUGCCUGUGCCUGUUGGGGCCUCCCAUAUCCUAGUGGAGAACCUGCAGCCAGACACCAGUUACCAGUUCAGUGUCCUAGCCCAAAACAAACUGGGUAGUGGGCCCUUCAGUGAGAUUGUCACCAUUGUGCCACUAGGUUUCCCAACAGGCACCAUGCCACCUGAUCCCUUGACUACUACUGUGCAGAUCUUCCUUUCCCCGCCCCAGUCUUUGAUGGCCAAUGAGACCACAAGAGGGGUUUUGCUGCUGUGGGAACCCCCUUUCCAAUACUCUGUGGCCCUGACUGGCUAUGCACUGGAACUACGACAAGACCAGGGAGGCUGGGAGGUGCUGGAUGGGUCCAUUCCUAGCUCUAAGACACAGCUCCUGGUGCCUGGUCUAAUCAAGGAUGCCUUCUAUGAAUUCCGUCUGGUGGCCUUUGCUGGCAACUACAUCAGUGACCCCAGUAACACUGUCAACAUUUCUACAACAGGCAUGGAGGUAUACCCAUCCCGCACCCAGCUCCCUGAGCUCCUGCCUCAGCCUGUACUCGCUGGAGUGAUUGGAGGCGUUUGCUUUCUCAGCACCGCUGUUAUCUUCAGUACCAUGGCAGCUUGCAUCAUGAACCAUAGGCGAGCUGCCCGUCUUCGCAAACGGAGGCAAGAUACAUCAAUCGUCUUCUCCCCCAACAAGAAGCUUCUACCUUCACAAAACUCUACAGGCACUGCUAGCCCAGACAGCAUUGUGAAGCUGAAGCUGCAGACGCCCUCCUACCAGAGCCUUCGCCGCAGCCUGCUGUGGGGCGAAGAACCUGGCCCCAAACCAAGCCUCAAUAUUGCCAGUGGCAACGCGGGAAACAGUUCCAAGUACGCUCUCUAUGAGAGCCACGUUGGGGAGCCAUUGCCACUGGAGCACAUCUGCCGUGGUCCUGAUGGACGUUUUGUGGUGCAGAGUGAGGCCUGGCCUCAGGAACAUUUGGGAGCAAUAAGGGAGCAAUAUUCCCUGUCCUUCACUUCUUCCAAGAGCAGUCCGUGCCAGUCAGAGCCUUAUCUGCAAGUCUCCUCUGCCCCUAGACCUAAGGAACCUAUUUGGCAAAAAAAUGUCAUUCUCAGGCCCAAGAACGCCAGCCAAAGCCACUGUGAAGCUAAGGCCUCUGGCUACUUUGACUACAGCAGCAGCAGCCCAACGGAGGACGCUGAACCACUGUGUAUUGUCAAUAUGAGUCCAGUAGCAACCAUCCCAUAUGAGUCGACCAAAGAGCAGGCCCAGGGCUCUGAAGAGCAUUUGGCUACUGCCACUUCCUUUUUCUCCUCACUAGGCCAGAUGGCUAGUCCUUCCUUACCAACCUACUACAGCCCUCCAAGUAGUCAGGUCCAAAUAAAUACCUCACCCCAAAGUGGUAUUCUCCAGUACUUGAGUCUCCCCUUCUUCAAGGAGAUGAAUGUGGAUGGCGACUGGCCAGUGGAGGAGGAGGAGGAGGAGGGAGAAGAGGACGAGAAGCAAACGUCAAAGCCAGCCUUUUGUGAAGUUUUGGGUUCCACUGAACACACACUGUUAAGAGAUGAGGCCAAAACUCCUUCUCCAGCCUACAUGGAUAUGCAAGCCAGUUUAGGCUCCACUCAGGAACCAGCUUCAGCUAAAUCUCUUCUCAAGCUCCCCAGCGCUGAUGCAGGCCCAGCUAAAGCUGCCUUGCCAGGCUCCUCUGUUUGCCCAAGUUACCUCAGUUCUGUUUUGGAAAUGCCCUCACCCGGGAAGCAAGGGCCUUGGUUGCAAACGCUGUCACCCUCCCAGUCCUUCACAGACAGUUGCCAGACGGAGCUGGUGUACACAGCCAUCCCCUCAGAGCAUGACUGGCUCCGCAUGGCAGAGUUGCCCGCAGACUCUCUGCCCCCCGAGAGACACAGGUUGCCCAUCGCUGUUGUCCCCACUGAGAAGUUGCUCAGAGGCAGUCUAACCAGCCAAAGCAGCGGCCGAGGCAGCGGGUCCUUCUUGCGGCCCCCCUCACUGGCACCAUCUUUGACCAGCAGUUAUCUCAGCUCACCCUUGCCAGAAAUGAGCAAUUGGCAGAAUAGUUCCGCCGGAGAGGAGCGCAAACCAAAAAGGGAGUCUGUUGUCACCAUCAAUAAAAGGAAGAACACCUCUGUGGAUGAGAACUAUGAGUGGGACUCAGAGCUGACCCUGGAGUCUGACCUGCUGGAUGCAUUGCAACUAUAUCGGAGUGGAAACCCUAAAAGGCCGGUCUCCACCAUUGCAGCGCACGAGUUGGAGAAACAGAAUUCAAGGGCCUCCAGCGAAAGCAGUGGCUCUCCCUCCAAUUCCCAGUCUGUGGGGGCCUUGGACUGGCCCAGUUCCCCUGUGCCCUUGCCCAGUCCUGAGGAACGUUGCGCUGCUUUGCGCGAAGAAUUUCUGGCCUACCGCCAGCGCCGAGAGGCCACCCAGCAACGCCGCCAGAAGCUGGGCUCUGGCAGGAAGCAGCGGGACGAGUGCAUCGAACAGACCACUUUGCUGUGAGGAGAUGCCCCCCCCCCCCGUACCUGCUUGAACAUGAUUUCCCCCGCCAGGCGUUUUUCUCUCUGCAGCGGGAAUGGGGAAACAUUUUGGCAGACGUUUUGGCAGUGCUUUUUUGGGAGCUUGUCAUAGGAACUGCAUCAUGGAUGAUCCGAUGAUUCCAAAAACACUAGGAGAAGUUUUCUGAUUAGGAGGUAGAUAAUGUGAUCCCUAGAGUGUCCUAUCCUGUUGGGGGGGAGAUGGGGGAUGUUAAAACUACUGGUUUUGUAAUCUGUUUUGAAAACCGAUGCUGGAUUAAGGGGUGGGGUGGGGUUUGCUGUUUUUUAAAAAUGAUCUUUGAAGAAAAAAAGUUUAAGUGUAAUUUUGUGUUAAUUAUGAGAAUGGGAAUGACACACAUUGUGGGGGAACAUGGGCAACCCUGUGCCACUACACCUUGAACUCAGUCCAAACACUGUGAUGCAUAGUGAGGGGCAGCUGUCAAGGAUUUAGGUCCAAAACACACUGCAGAAAUUAUCCCGUUGGAGGGAGGACAAUUUUAAAAAAUAAAUAAAACAUGGAAUUUUGGAUUGAUUGA
Messenger RNA from Sceloporus undulatus (fence lizard), 5226 nucleotides. It is a transcript of the gene IGSF9, whose product is annotated as immunoglobulin superfamily member 9. Gene Ontology annotation, molecular function: protein binding. Gene Ontology annotation, biological process: cell-cell adhesion. The record is from RefSeq and is a predicted model, not a curated record. Lineage: Eukaryota; Metazoa; Chordata; Lepidosauria; Squamata; Phrynosomatidae.